CAGACCACUCCAAGCAUUACUAUCCUGCGCUCCCUGCGGUAUCAGCAUGGCUGCAGAAACCCCUGUCGAAGAGCUGGUCAAAAGACCCUUAUAUGUGUACGAUCUUCCGCGAGAACUCCUCUCGACUCUGACCACAAAGUUCGACAAUCAACCUACACCAGUGGAUGACGUCCCUGAGCUCACUCCAGAGAAGUCCGAGGAACAAGUUUUGGAUCAUACAGUUGCCACGACCACUAGUUGCGCCCUCUGCAAGGUAUCAUUUCUGAACGUGCAGGAGCAACGGAUCCAUGUUCGCUCAGAUCAUCAUAGAUACAAUCUGAAGGCGCAGCUCAGAGGCGGACCCACCUUGGAUGAAUCCCAGUUUGCGAAAGCCAUUGGAGAGCUCGAUGAGUCCAUAUCUGGGUCCGAAUCGUCAGAAGCGGAGGACGAGGAAGAGGAUGGACAGCUCUCAGCCUUAUUGAAGAAGCAGGCCAAGAUAUCUCAAACGACAGAUGAGAUAGACACCCCAUCCAACAAGCAGGGUUCCGGCAGGCCUCCUUUGUUUUGGCUCUCUAGCUCACUCCUGCCUUCCAAUAUGUCCUUGGGUGUUUACCGGGCCCUGUUUUCGAGCGCCGAACAAGAUGAGCCCAGGCAUCUUGUCGACUCCCUACGGAAGAAGCAACUUGCGCCUGUCGCCCCACCGAGAUCCAACGGAAAUGCUCAAGAGAAACCGGUGUCGCCCAGCCCUCAUGUUUUCAUGUGCAUGAUCGGCGGUGGUCACUUCGCAGCAAUGCUGGUUUCGCUGGCUCCUGAAAUUCAUCGGAGGCAGGGUGGCAUUGAGGAUAGACAGGCUCGGGUGAUUGCGCACAAAACGUUCCAUCGUUAUACGACCCGGCGAAAGCAAGGAGGCUCGCAGUCGGCCAAUGAUGCCGCCAAAGGCGCCGCGCACUCAGCAGGCUCCAGUCUGAGACGAUACAAUGAAGCUGCAUUAGAAAAGGAGAUUAGAGAGUUGUUGGCGGAUUGGAAGCAAAUGAUUGAUGAGGCUGAGCUACUGUUCGUUCGUGCUACAGGCAGUACGAACCGUAGAAUCCUCUUCAGCCAGUACGAGGGACAGGUUCUCAAGCAGAAUGACCCGAGAUUGAGAGGGUUCCCGUUCAGCACCCGUCGGGCUACUCAGGGUGAGCUUAUGCGCUGCUUCAAGGAGCUCACCCGGGUGAAGGUGAGCCAAAUCGAUGAAGCUGCGCUGGCUGCUGCAGAAGCGAAGCAACGCGAAAAUGUGUCCAAGCCGUCAACACCACGGCCUCAACCACAGAAACCGAAGGUUUCCAAAGAAGACGAAGCUGCUAUGCUUCAUACGACUCAGAUACAGGCUCUCAUUCGGCGUUCUAAGAUUCCGGCAUUGAUGACUUAUCUGUCCAAGAACUCAAUCUCACCGUCUUUUACCUUUCGACCAGUUGACUCUCAGCAAAACUUCCGGUGUCCUACCCCGCUUCACUUCGCCGCCAACCUCAACUCUUCAUCCAUGGUUUCAGCCCUUCUGACCAAGGCCGAAGCAGAUCCCACCGCGGUCAACGGCGAAGGGAGGACCCCUUUCGAGCUUGCCGGGGAUCGUGCAACGCGUGACGCCUUCCGCGUUGCGCGUCAUGAGCUAGGUGAGUCCAAGUGGAACUGGGAAGCUACCAAUGUGCCAUCUCCGAUCUCUCGAGAUGACGCCAACAGCCGCUCCGAGAGGGAGCGGAAGACGGCCGAGGAAGAGGAGAGCAGUCGACGUAAAGCUGAAAUGGAUCGCUUGAGAAAAGAAGAGGCUGCAAAUGCAGCACAACGUCUAUCCAAGAAACCAGUCGGUCGAACGUUGGGUUCUGUUGAAAAGACGGCUUCUGAGAAAAGAGAGGAAGAGAUGCGAGGAAUGACACCGGAGAUGAGAAUGCGGUUGGAGAGAGAGCGCCGCGCCCGAGCAGCCGAGGAACGCUUUCGACGGAUGCAAGGAAAGUGAUGGGGCAUAUACGUCCUUCGGAAUAGCUGGUUAGAUUGCAGUGUCGAAGGGGCAUAUAUAAUCUUACGAAUAGAGACGACUUCACCAUGAUUUUUGGCAGCUUCCCCUGAUUUAACAACUGCGACGAUACAUAUGCCUCGUAUGCUACUCAUACUACUAUUGCAAUUAGACGUGAGGAAAACACAGGGUGGUUGCUGCUGCUCUAAAUACCAUCAGGCAAUGCAGGCAGGCAGGCACCUGACCCGUCGCGGCUGAAGCAGUCCCCAACCAUCUUCAGCUUGC
This is a messenger RNA of Aspergillus ibericus CBS 121593, 2254 nucleotides long. RefSeq names its product putative C2H2 finger and ankyrin domain protein. NCBI's taxonomy places the organism in Eukaryota, Fungi, Ascomycota, Eurotiomycetes, Eurotiales, Aspergillaceae. The transcript is spliced from 2 exons. Bases 47 to 1972 code for a protein of 641 amino acids. The record is from RefSeq and is a predicted model, not a curated record. Gene Ontology annotation, molecular function: protein binding.